AGUGGUGUAACCUAUUCAAAGACAAAAAAGUCGCUCUUUUUUUGGCUGCCUUUCUUUGGGAAUCUCCCUCAUCAGAACAGCUUUUAACAAAUUUCCCAGCAGAAUUUCCAUGAAAAAUCGAAAUCCCUUUUCUUUCUUGUUUCGUUCUUCCAUCGGCUUCAUCUGAAACCAAUUUCUCAAACCCUCUCUUCUUUCCUCCUCUCUUUUAAUCUUAAAUCAAUCUUUUACACACCCAAUGAUGCUUCCCGCCACUGCUUUUUCAUCGUCUUCAUCUUCAUCUGCUAAUUCAGCUGUUGUUCGAGUGGAUAAGGCCACCAGCGAAUUCUUGAACGGUCCUGAUUGGACUAUCAACAUCGAUAUCUGUGACACCAUCAACGCGAAUCAUUGGCUUGCGAAAGAUGUUGUCAAGGCUCUGAAGAAAAGGCUACAACACAAGAACCCGAAUGUUCAACUACUUUCCUUGACGCUUCUAGAGACAAUGGUAAAGAAUUGCGGUGAGAAUGUUCAUUUUCAAAUAGCCGAGAGAAACAUACUCCCGGAGAUGAUCAAGAUUGUUAAGAAAAAGACGGACAUGCGCGUAAGGGAGAAAAUAUUGGUACUCUUAGACUCUUGGCAAGAAGCGUUUGGUGGCCGUGGAGGAAAAUAUCCUCAAUAUUACUUUGCUUAUGAUGAACUACGGCAAUCUGGAGUGCAAUUUCCUCACCGGUCACCUGAUGCAGCUCCAAUAUUUACACCUCCCGUUACCCAUCCAUCUUUCAGACCCCCUCAAGCAAAUUACGGAAUGCCAAGCAAUUCUUCAACACGGCUUGAUGAAGCCAUGGCCUCUGAGAUUGAAAACUUAAGUCUGUCAAUGAUUGAAUCUAUGAGAAAUGUUUCGGAUCUCUUAACUGACAUGUUGCAAGCAGUUGAUCCAAAUGACCGCAUGGCCAUGAAAGAUGAAGUCAUUGUUGAUGUUGUGGACCGGUGUCGAUCAAAUCAGAAGAAAUUGAUGCAAAUGUUGGCUUCCACAAGUGAUGAGGAGCUUCUUGGUCAGGGUAUUGAACUAAACGACAUCCUGCAAACUGUUCUUGCGAAACACGAUGCUAUUGCAUCUGGUUCUCCAUUUCCUGUUCAAAUAACGGGUUCUAUCACCCCACCAUCCAAUGCCCACAAGUUCCCAACUGAGUUUACUGAAGAAAAAGAAAACUCGAAAUCAAGUCCCGCAGGCUCUGCCCCGGUUCCAAAGAAUGAACCUGAAGAAGAGGAAGACGAAGAUGACUUUGCUCUGCUAGCUAGAAGGCACUCAAAAGCACAGACUGCUGUGUCUCAAAAUGGGGUGGGAGGACAUGACCCAAGAACCAGCUCGGAUCCUUCAUCGAGUAUGGCUUUAGUUCCGAUUGAUCCACUUCCACCAGUGAAUACAACAAGAGCUGAAGAUAUGAUAGACUUUCUGAGUCUCACCUUAUCAACUCCAAAUACAACCUCUCCACCACCACCCUCCCAUCCAAUCUCCGCUACUUCCUCACACAAUGUUGACCAAACACCACCAGUUUCAGCCGCCACUCAGAGCUAUCCUCAUCAUGCUCAGGUGCCCUUAAAUAGUUAUGUUGUGCCAUGGGCGCAGUCUGAACUCCAACCCCAACCCCAGCCCCAGCCCCAGCCCCAGCCCCAACCACAUCUGCAGGUUCAGCCACAGCCGCAAUAUCCACAGCAGAACUACUCAUCUGGCUAUAUUCCACCACCAUGGGCCGCCACUCCUGGUUAUUACACCAAUCAAUAUCCUUCAUCUUCGGUGCCUUAUACAUAUGCAGCUCCCGUGCCGACGUCUUCAUAUAGUAAUAACAUCCAAUCACAGCAAGUGAAUAACAUGAGAGCAUCAGGCACAAAUGGAAACGGAAAUGCUUCUCAAAGACCCUUUAUUCCUUCGUACAGAUUAUUCGAAGAUCUUAAUGUGCUCGGGAAUCCAAAGGCAAAUUCUAACCUUCCUGGGUCUGGCCAAAGUAUGAUGGGUGGGAAAAAAUAAAAGAAGAAUGAGGUUUUAUAUGUCGAUACUGGUUUGGGCAUGGGUGUGCAUUCGUUUAGAUCAAUUUAUUGGAUUUAGAAGAACAUAAAAGAAGCCGGUUUUGUGUCAGGUUAUGAUUUUAGUAUAUGGGUUUGUAUCUAUAAACGUGUUUGAUAGUUUUAAACCUUUUCGAAUGUUGUUGAUUUAGGCAUCUUUUUAACUUUCCAGAUUUUGCAACU
Molecule: messenger RNA, 2220 nt
Organism: Cynara cardunculus var. scolymus (artichoke)
Lineage: Eukaryota; Viridiplantae; Streptophyta; Magnoliopsida; Asterales; Asteraceae
Product: TOM1-like protein 6
Exons: 9
Coding region: 236-2002 (588 amino acids)
Biological process (GO): protein transport to vacuole involved in ubiquitin-dependent protein catabolic process via the multivesicular body sorting pathway
Molecular function (GO): phosphatidylinositol binding; ubiquitin binding
Source: RefSeq, a predicted model, not a curated record